GAAGUGGGCGCUGCCGCACUAGCACUAGUUUGAUGAUUACCUCCAACAACUAAAUUAAACUAAGCAAAGGACGAAAAAGACAAUCACAUCACGAGUCACAUGCUGUCAGUCGACUGCAAUAAUAUUUUAAAUACGUAAGCUUAUGUAUGCUCUUACGCCAUCGCCACUCUGCGGCCAGCUGGAACUGUCCUCUAUAUUUAUCCAAAGUCCCAGCACCCUCAAAGUCACAGCAAUGGGUUCCAAAACUCCUCAGCUUCACUUUGUGUUGAUUCCCUUCAUGUCCCAAGGCCACCAUAUCCCCAUGGUGGACAUAGCAAGAAUCUUGGCACAGCGUGGCGUGACCGUCACCAUUGUCACCACACCACUCAAUGCCACCCGAUUCCACGUGAUCAUCGACCGCGACAUCGAAUCUGGCCUCCCAGUCCAUCUUGUCCAGUUCCAGUUUCCGACUUCUGAGGCUGGCUUGCCCGAAGGAUGCGAGAGCUUGGACACUGUCCCCUCUAUAGGGUUGCUGAAGAACUUCUUUGUUGCGCUUCGGAUGUGGCAGCAGCCCCUCGAACGAUGGCUGGAGGAGAUGAAUCCCAGUCCAAGUUGCAUAAUAUCUGAUAAGUUAAUCUCAUGGAUGGCCCAUAUUGCCAGCAAGUUUCGAAUUCCAAGGCUUACUUUUGACGGAACAAGCUGCUUCACCGUCUUGUGCAGCCACAGUUUGUACAGCUCUAAGGUCUACGAACAUGUCUCUGAUGAGGAGCGCUUCGUUGUGCCUGGUUUGCCCGAUCAUAUCGAAUUUACCAGAGCACAGCUUCCGGGAUCCUUUAAUCCUGGCGCGCUGGAUUUGAAAGAUGUCCGCGAAGAAAUAAAAGAAGCUGAAAAAAGUGCAUAUGGGGUUGUGGUCAAUAGUUUCGAGGAGCUGGAACCGGCGUAUGUCAAAGAAUGUCGAAAAUUGAACGAGAACAAAUUUUGGUGCAUUGGACCCGUGUCAUUGUGCCACAAGGAGAAGGAUAAGGCUCAGAGAGGUAACAAGGCCUCCAUUGAUGAGCAGCAGUGCUUGCAGUGGCUUGAUUCAUGGCCUGCUGGCUCUGUGAUUUAUGCUUGUCUUGGCAGCGUCAGUCGACUAACAUCACUACACUUGAAAGAGCUUGCUUUAGGCCUUGAAACAUCGAACCGACCAUUCAUUUGGGUUGUAAGAGGAAGUGAGAUCGACGAGCUGGAGAAAUGGAUAGUGGAAGAAAGAUUUGAAGAGAGAGCAGAUGGGAGGGGUCUUUUGAUUAGGGGCUGGGCCCCUCAAGUACUGAUAUUAUCGCACGCUUCGGUAGGAGGGUUCUUGACCCACUGCGGGUGGAACUCGACGCUCGAAGGGGUUUGUGCGGGUGUGCCGAUGAUAACAUGGCCUCUGUUUGCAGAGCAGUUUUACAAUGAGAAGCUGAUUGUUCAGAUGUUGAGAAUUGGUGUAAGGGUGGGAGCGGAGGCUGCUAUCCAUUGGGGGGAAGAGGAGAGGUUUGGAAUAUUGGUGAAGAGGGAGGACGUGAAGAGAGCAAUAGAGGAGGUGAUGGAUGGCGAAGAGGAAGGAGAGGAAAGGAGAAGAAGAGCAACAGAGCUUAAGGAAAUGGCGAAGAGGGCAGUGGAGGAAGGUGGGUCUUCUUUCCUCAACGUUACACUGUUAAUUGAUGACAUCAUGCAGCUGCAAGCGGCUGGUCAAACCAAGACAUGAGCAAAUUAAGGCGUUGGUGACUUACCAGGAAGUGUAGAAUGCAGCCUUCUAGUUCUAGCAUUACAGACUAUCAACGUUUCACUUGCCAAUCAAGGAAAUUAAAAAAGAGGCACAAGACAAAACGUGAAACGUAAUGAUUUGAUCAACAAGUUUCUUUUGUGAUCUGCUUGGUAAGGUGAAUUUGAAUCUCCUUAUUUAGAUUUAAAGGGUCCAAAUAUAAUUUACUAUUUCGUUCAAAUUUUUAAAAUGUGAAUUGGAACUUGCGUGAAAUAUCUCAUGUAUUUUAAAGUAUCAAAUAUAUGAGUUUGAUAUUAUAUGGAAAA
Molecule: messenger RNA, 2031 nt
Organism: Malania oleifera
Lineage: Eukaryota; Viridiplantae; Streptophyta; Magnoliopsida; Santalales; Ximeniaceae
Product: UDP-glycosyltransferase 73C11-like
Exons: 1
Coding region: 143-1708 (521 amino acids)
Molecular function (GO): UDP-glycosyltransferase activity
Source: RefSeq, a predicted model, not a curated record